CACCACAACCAGCCGAGGGGCCUCGCUCUCUUUCCCGUAUCGACAUCCUCACCGUCCCCCUACACUCAUAUACCCCGUCUUGCCUUGAUCUGGCACCAGUGUACGGUCGGAACGCUCCGAGACGGUCUACAAGGCCACUCGGAACCACAGGCAAAGUCGCCCAGAAGCGGCACGUCUCGUCUCGUCUCGUCUCAGCAUCGAUACCUGACUUCCUCAUCAUCAUCAUCAUCAUCGCCGUCGCUCGCCCUCGCCCUUCACGUCUUCCUCAUCUGUGACAUAGCAGCAACAACCGCUCACCCGGCAGCACGCUCGGGCUCAAAAGCCGCGACAGGUAGCCCCUGAUCCACAUACAUCUGCUGCAAGCUCUGAUCUAAAUCGAAGUCGCGACGUUAGCGUUCUGAUUCUUCGGCACCCUGUAGUCGCUGCCAGGCUGACAAGGCUCUCGACUGCAGGGCAGGCAUACAACACGUCAUAUGCCUGCCUCAUCAUUCGCGGCGCUCGAAGGCGGCUUCAGUGCGAUGUCCGUCGGCGGUGUUGCAGGUGGGGGCAUCGCCGGUAUCGGAGGCAUAGGAGGCUCCCCCGCUUCUACUCUGAAACAGCACAAAAGUUCGGCAUCGACCCACUCGGUACCGCAUACACAUGGGGCCCAUAGCUCCAUUUCACAGUCUGUGACAGGGCGAGGUACUCCUGCUAUGAAGGAGAGUACCACAUCGUUGUCACUCGCGACUGGGACGGGUAGCAACCAGGGCCAAGGCACACUGGCGCAACAACAGCAGCCAUACCAGGAACCUCAAGCGCUGGCGCCUGCCUCUCUUGACACUACCGCGGCUUACAUCUCCAGCAUCGUUGCAAGGCUCGUCAAGAUACUCCCCUCCAAUUCAGGGACAACCUUACUGACCCUCGAGGACAAUGUUCUCGUGCGACAUUGCGUAUCUAGUCUGGUUGCGUUGAGCCAGAAGCAACUGCCCAUGGUGCUCAAAGAGCUUAUAGGAGCCCUGGAGGCGCUCAACAAAAGCGCUACCGAAGUACACGAAGAGCAGAUCACAGUCGGCCGACUUCAAUCACGGCUGCUCGUCCUACGCAUCUUGAGUGCAUGUAUGAUGUUCCACUGGAGGUGUUGCGACGAGGUUUCGGAUGGUCCUUCAAUUCCAGAAGGCUGUCCGAUGGGAGACGCAGCAGACCCGCCUCUGCCUCUACCUCGCAUUGAUCCCACUCCUCUAGAUGACUUCCUCGCAAAGAGUGUGUUGUCGGUGAUGACGGUUACCCUGCGCCAAACAGUGGCUCGAGAGGAUCGCCAGAUGCUUCUAUGGUCAGGUCUAGCUACUGCCCAAUCGUCGAGCUCAAGCAAGCAGCCCAAAGCAGACGUUUCGCACGGUGCCAGGAACGGGCUACCUGAUCGACCGGAACAGACAAGUACUUCGAGCAAGAACACCUUCUGGUGGGAUGAGUCGAAAGACGACGAAUUCGAUGGCGUUCCCAUUCAUGCUCUGUCUUUGUACAACGGCUACAGUCUCUUUGUACUCGGUCCAGACUGUUCAUCCCCAGCGAGAGGUGCAUUUGAGGUACCCUCUCCCCUUGAUCCUAGUCUCGGCGGAGCCGAACGACCGCAACGAUUCAGACCUCUGGAAAUCAUUGGUGCCUCCGACCGGCCAGAGAAGGGUCCUACUGAGUCCAUCGGCUCACUUACCAGGGCCAUCUACCGCUACAGUAGUCAGAUCAUCAGUUAUCUCAGCUCGAGCAACUUCGCAGUAGUUCAGGCAAGGAUACGAAAUAGGCUGCUUUACCUGUCCAAGACCGCCGAGGAGGUGCCAGACUCAAGCGAACUUCGCCUCAUAGAGGGCAGUAAUUUGACAACUGCUCGCCUGAGUGCAGUGUUGACCGAGCUGCAUUCUUCCUUCCACCACCUCAAAAGAACAGUGCAACUUAACGUCGCGCUAGUCGUACGGAGGAUGGUCUGGUCUUUCGUUCACUACCAUCCUGCCGAAUUCGCAACAAUCUAUGCGAACAAAAGACAAGUGGAUGGCAACCCUGAGCUCUUCUUUGAUUAUGCCUACAGCCUGGCGGAAACGCAUCGGAAGAAACAGAUCUUUUGGCCGAUGAUGACGGCACUGUUCAUUCUAUGUCCAGACGUCAUUAACAGGUCAGCAGUGAAUGAUGGCAGUGGGCCCGCUGGAAGCGGACGGAAGGGGGCGAGUUCAGCAUCAGCCGGGAAGAGAAUGGCCUUCUUUGAGACACUGAAGAAGGCGAUGAAGUCGGGGAAGCUCAGUGAGGUAGCAACGCUCUGCUGCGUCGACAUUUGCAGAGCAGCCUCCUUUACACCGCCAGGGGUGGACAGCGGGCUACGUCUCUUCGCGUCCGAGAUCGAGGGCGAACUGCGAGACAAACUUUUCGACCCACAACGCCCAAUGAUCAACCAGCAGACGAAGCAAGUCGAAAUCUCUCUCAUUGUCGAAAGCUUCAUCGCCUUCUAUCGACUUGAUCCCCGCAAGACCGUGGCCUCUUUGGUGCCCAUUUGUGUCUCGGAGACGAGCUCAAUGGCUUUCAAAAUUGGCUUUGUCCGCGCUGUCAUCCGCAUGGUCGAGGAGGAGUCGCCCAUCUUUUGGAAUCCUCGGAUCGAGAGCAUAUACCCUGUCAUCAGCGCUUGGACCCGCCGGACGUUCAAGACCAUGCUCAACAAGGUCCUCACAGAUGCGGACAGCGGCGGCAGCGUUGGCGGUGCGGGUCGGGCCACGGACAGGCAAAGAUUGCUGAAAGGAGUCGCAAGCGUCGCUACUGGAAGAGGGGUAGGCAAAGACAGCAAAGGAGCGACUGAUGAAGUUGAGGAUCGACUGCAGCUCCUCAGGGCUAUCCUGCAGUUGUGGAAGAGUGACCUUCAAGUGGCUUCGGGUGAUAUCGCGUUCAGCCAUUCAACACAAGUCAGCUCGUUGGGUUGCUUCGAUGCAAAAGGCAAAUUGAUCGACCACGACGAUCUACUGCCCGCUGCUAUGCAGAACGAUUCGGUGAUGGGCUGGGUCUACUGCGUGGGUCGCGCUACGUACGCUCCAGGUUGCUGGGAGCUUCACGAACCUGCGCUAGGCGUCCUGUCUCGCGUCGUUCCCGGAGCCAUACAGAGCGCCUCUGCCAGGAUCGACCCCCAACAUUUAACCUUCACGCUGCAUGCUCAAAGAGCUCUCGUAUCUGUGGGUGCUCAGAAACGUCGAAAGUACACCACUAUGGUCUACCAGUCUCCAGAUGUCCGUAGCCAACAGCACUGGCUUACUAUCGUCAGACUGUCUCUCGAGCUGGAGUUGACUUCGGUCAGGGCUUGGGCACGCAUGUCGCCAGAAGAAAGGCAAGAGACCCCUAGGCCUUCAUAUCAAGAGUACUGUUUGGAGAGGAUCACUCUUGUGCAGACUUACCUUCUGUCCAUCUUGUCAGCUGACAAUGAGGUGAGCACCAUGGCACUCAGCUGCACUCCGAUCAUCAUACAACUUUCGAUAGAGGGCCGCAAACGAGGCGAUGCAGCAAUUAUACUGGGCAGCGACUGGCGAGAGGUUAUGAUGGCUCUGGGUGAUCCCGCCUUGCUCACGGCGGGUCGAGUCGCUAGACAGAGGCGCAUUCGAGCUCUUUUGCGCAAGACAACCGGCCCUACGCUCCCGGUCGUGAUCACCUGGGACACUAUGUACAAACGUUGGCAAGCCUUGACUGUCGUGGUCGCUACGAACAAAGUCCGAAGUGGUUCUGACGCCGUCGAGGAAGCUCUUGCUUUGCAAUGGCUGCACUAUGCAGGUGGCCUCUGUGCCAUGAGUGGCGGCUGCAUCAGUGAAUUGAGCGAAAGCGACGACACGGUCGAAGUCUCCGUCGACAUUCUGGACGGUAACUUCACAGUACCUAAGCUGCCAGCAACUCAUGCUGUUGGGACUUUCGUGAAACAAAUGGUCGAAUUCCUCAUUCACGACUCGUACUGGGUACGUGAGAAGGUCAAGGAUCUUCUGGCUCUAGAUCUUGACGUCCGAGCCAACGGUGCACUGCUGCGACAAGUACAUACGGUCUUGGGCGACUUUUUUGAUUCCAAGACUGGUCUGCCUACUCCCACCCCCACGUACACUAUGUUCGUAGAGCACUCCAUUGCUGUGGCGUCAGCGGUCCUCGCUCGUCAGGACGAAGGCUCGAUCUGGACCGGCAGCGUCGACAUUGGCUCCCUCAUGGUGCUCUACGUAGACUACAUCAAUGCUUUGGGCAACAAGGAGCAGGCAGUACGCAUCAAGACAUCUGUUUGUCAGCUCUGCGUCACUCUCAUGGCCAAGAAAGCUUUCUUUGCCUUUCCCCAUGAGCUGAGAAUUCGGAACCGCCUGUUUCAGGUCCUGAUCACCUGGACCUCGGAUGACACUAGCAUGGCAAAGCUUGAUCGCGUGCAGAGAGACUUGGACAUUGCCUGCUUGCAGCUGACUUCUGUGCUUCUCGAUGCUCUUCCACUUCUGUUGGCGGACGAUGCUCUGAUGCUGGAUGAUCGCGUCGAAUGGGCAAAGUCUAGACAAUUUGCUCUUUACCUCGAUUACUUCACCAAGGUCCUUCAUCGCACAAGGCACGUUGAACUCGCCCCGGCUCCCGGAGGCGAGCUAGCCAAAGCUCAAGGUCCACAGUGGAUCAGCUACAGCAAGGGCCGUGAUCAGGCUACUAAAGAGACUGCGCCCUUGAGAGAGUAUGCCAUUCUGUCGUUGACACAUCUGCUCGCGUCGAACAUUGACAGUGGACUACAACAUUCCCUCGUCUUGGGCUACUCGGAGGAUCCCGAGCUGCGAUCUUGCUUCAUCCAGAUCAUGACAAACGUUCUCAAUCAGGGAGCUGCUUUUGAUGAUCUUGAGCGCUCCAAACGAAGCCAAAAGGAGACGCGGUUGGUCGAGCUUAUCGGCGACAGUGACCUUUCUUUGGCAAUGGCAAUCUGCGAAGGAACUCGCUUCCUCGACCCUGGAAGUGGCAUGGACAAGAUUCUGCUCAGCAUCUUCGAUUCUCAAGGUGGUAUUCUGCGCUUCCUCAAGAAGGCCAUCGAAGUCGAGAUCGGCAAAACGAACACGGAGGAAAUGGUCUUCCGAAGCAAUUCCAAUCGUACCCACCUCAUUUCCCUGUUCGCCAGGACCCAUGGCUACGAGUAUCUGCGGAGUAUUCUCACCCCCCUGAUUGCCGACAUGGCCGACAAGCCUGACGGAUAUUCUUUCGAGAUUGAGCCAGACAAGCUUCGCCCUGGUGAAUCGGCGGCUGUCAACCAAGCUCACUUGGAAGAAGCUGCUCAAAAGUUCAUCGACACCAUCUGUGAUUCGGCUCCUCAAGUGCCUGCCGUUAUGCGUGAGCUCUCUCGUCACAUCCGUUUGACAAUGGACGCAAAGUUUCCAAACUCGAAGUAUCAGGGAGUAGGUGGUUUCAUCUUCUUGCGCUUGAUUGGACCUGCCAUCGUAGCGCCGGAGAACAUUGACAUGAAGCUCAACGGUCCCAACCACAAGAAGGACCUCCGUCGAGGUCUCCUCCUGGUCAGCAAGAUCUUGCAGACUCUCGCGUCCAAUAACAAGGCGUCGAACCAGAGCUCGACUCAGAAGAAUCCUUUCAUGACAGCUCUGAACGAAUUUCUCCAAAAGAAUAGUUGGAAGGUCGGAAGCUUCCUCGAUGGAGUUUCGGACGCUCGCACUGAUCCGGACCGUCUGCUUGCCGCUGAUCAACCUUUGGGGUACGGGAUCCAGCCUGGCGGCUACGGACUUGACGAGACCGAGCAGAGGACUUUGCACAAGUACAUCUACGAGAACGUUGAUAAGAUUGGCGCACACCUGAUGAGUCAGUCUGACACCCUCAGCUCCAGUCCAACUGGUGUACCACAGACCGAUUCCACAGGCGGGGAACAAUUCCAAGGCGUUACGAGUGUUCCUCUUCAUGGAACAAAUCGUACAACUGGGCGGCAGGUCUAUGAUCAGCUUUGCUCCGCGUUAGCAGAUCUGGGCCCCCCUUGCAGCGAUCCGAUGGUAGACAUCGCCUUGAUGGCGUCGAAUGGCCUCUUGGGCCCUGAGACAGCAAGUAACAAAGGAAGCGGCGCAAGGGGGCGCUUCACUCCUGCGACUCAAUCCCAAUUGCUUCAAAAUUUCUUGCGACGAGCAGGACCUCGGAGCACAAAGGACGGAGAGUAUAGAGAGGUGUUCUUUGCCGGUCCUCCGUCGAGGGCGGGUCGAACCGUCUUUUACUACAACCCCAACAAAAUCGAUCUUGAACACAUAGAUCUGGAGGGACUGAUUGCUUACAUGAUCAAGACCUUGGAAAGCUUCAGAGGGCCUGAAUACGAUGUCGUGAUCGAUGCCACAGGAGUCAGGAACUCCAAUCUCUUCUCUGCACCCUGGGUAUUGUAUUGUGGGUCCUUGGUGACCGCAGAGACAGCCCUCAAGAUGCGCCAUGUCAUGUUCUACAACUUCAACACCGUCGUCGGAAUCUGGGCAGACGGGAUGCUUCAGGUCCCCCUGGCCGAUUGGCCGCCAGCAUGGCAAGCUGUGAUGACCGCAGGCCCGCAACUCAGUCAGUUCACAGCGCUUUCAGAAUUCGACCCUUUCAUCGAGCGACGCAACCUCGCACUGCCUUCCGAGACUAUCGCCAUCACUACCGCCGUCUCUGAGCACCGCUUCAAUGCGGUCACAAUGGUCUGGUAUUAUCGUAACAUGGUGCCUGUCACCUUCAAGAUCGGGGGCGACCAUCUUCAGAUCACCUCGCUCAAGCCAUUCGAGCGGGGCAGCCUGACAGGAUACGUGAAUGAUGUCUUCCACCUAGCGGACAUUGACGAUGUCCGGUCUGUCUCCACUCGCGGUGAUGAUAGUACCUUCUUCAUCACAUGUCGAGGUGGCGAAGUCUCUUUCAUUUUCAAUAGUCGCGAUCGAAUGUUCAUCGUGCAGGCCUUGCGAGAGGCGCGAGCCAGAACGUCGCGCAUCAGAUCCACAAAGAGUAUGGAGCGGACAUUGUUGCCAUCGGACGUUCCUGGUCGGCUGCUCAACAUCGCCAUGCUCAACAUGACCAGUGAGCAGUCAACUCUGCGCCUGAGUGCUUACAACCUUCUCUGCGCCUUGUCUACUUCCUUCAAUUUCGGUGCAAGCUCAGCACGCAAGAGGCUGGUCAGUACGUCCUGUCUGGCCCUGCCCGCAAACACUAUUGCCUUUGUCGCAGACUUGAGCAAAGAGUUCGCUGCAGCGGCCCCUGGCGUCACGCUAGAAUUCUUUACUUCCUUCUUUGAGGGGUACGGAAGUGCAUCGCUGGUGCAACAGACAAAGAGCUUGUGCUAUAUGUCACCCUGGCUAGCUAACCUUGUCAUGUUCCUUCACACGAGCAGGGAGCAGCAACCCGAGUGCGCCAAACGCAUCAAGGAGAUCUUCGCCAACUUGCUUUCCAUGACGGUCAGGGAGCCGGCGAUAUUUGCUUGUAUGCAAAGGACUGUCUGGACUCAUCUCGGAAAACUCGAUGACCUGAUACCAAUUCUCCUUGAUGUCUUCACGGAAGCGGCAAUCGACUCCGGUAUUUACACAGAGAGAUUUGAUUGCGUCAUAGACACAAUGGUGUCAUUUUCCUCCAUCAACUUGCGAGGGAAACUGCUCGCCCGACUACGUCGCACCAUCGUCAAGACCGCUCAUACUCCCGACGUGACGACGCUGCACGAGAACCCACUCUGGAAGGAGAUCGUCACGUUGGCACGGAUGAACAUGGCUAUCGCGUUCACCUCGGGCCGCGCGGAAGCUUUGCUGUACUUACCGGAUACUCUGCACGUCGUUCUCCUUCUUGCAGGAGUAGGAGCCGACGCCACGAGGUACACAGUCCGUGGCACCGCCGUGAACUUCCUCCACUCUCUUUGCACUGAAGAUCCUCAGGAUGGUGGCAGUCACGAUGCUGGGAAGCGCAGCAAAGACGGUGCCAAUGCCGGCGGCAGCGCUGAAGUUAUACCCAACAAGGCUGCUCUUGAGCGACUACUUGCCCGCUUGUCCAGUCCCGAAUGUAACGAGCUCUUUGGUUUGCCUCCAGAUGACGAAGGCAUCUCUUCCCAACUUGCUUCGGCCAGGACCAUGCGGCCGCCUCCGGACAACGAACAGAUCGUCAAGCUUGCCAAAUUGAUCUACGAGAUUGAAGAGCUGGCGGCCCCUUCCAUCGACACGGUGAACAGCUGGCGCGCGCGUGUGGCCAGCCUCACCACGAGCAAAGCAUUCCAGUACAACCCUAUCAUCCAGUCCCGAGCUUUCCUCUUGCUCGGAUGCAUGGCACGCGGAGAGAUCGACGACGAUCUUCUGUACCAGAUUCUCGUUUCCCUGCGAGGAGCCGUGCACGAGUGGGCGAACAAGGGGAAUUCGGCAACAGUCAUCAGUAUCGUCAUCUGCCUUAGCAAGGUCGUCAAGAUCUUGCCUGAGCAUUCGCGGUACAUUGCCCAAUUGUUCUGGCUCGGUACGGCCGUCGUUCAAUUUGGCAGCGUGAAUCUAUUCUCCGCGGGUAUCGAGCUCAUCUUUGCCGCAAUCCAGACGAUUCAGGAGCGACACCUUCCCGAAGCCAUGGGCACCGAUCUUAUCAACUUCUUGAUGGAUUCGCGUAGUGGCUCGGAAUAUGCAGCUUGCCAGAUUGAAGAUGAGACAGGGCUGAAUUUCGACGUCAGCUUCUCCUUCUCGUUGGCGGCGCUGAUCGUCAAGGGUCUGCGUCAUCCUUCCACCAAGGAAAAGACAAAUGCCCUGUUGCGCUGCGUCCUCGAGGCCUCUUCAAUCGGUCCCGACGGCCCCAGUCUGUCCAGCAGGGUGCAUGCGGAGCAACUGGGCGUCUACCUCGCCUUGCUGCCAUCUGUCAACCGCGCGGAAGCUUUCGGAGAUGUCUUGGCGCUUGCUGGUCUGCCACGGGACCUCUGCGAUGAAGCCGUCCAAUCCCGCAAGCGUGGGCAUGUCAAAGAUGGCAGCCUGAUGAAGUACUUUGACGUCUUCGACAACCGCACUGCUCUUCUCAGCUUCGCCCUUGUAGCCGCUCUGCUGCGCACAGCCGACGACGAUAUGGAGCGCUUGACCCUCUUCACCUUCCUGGCGGAAUCGGGUCCGUGCUACCCAGCCAUCCUCUCGAUUGUGUAUGAUCAAAUCACCCCGAGCCUACACGUGGCGCUGGCCAAUGCUCAAAGCCCCCUGGUGCUCGAGGCGGUUCAAACGAUUGCUCAGACUACCAUCUUUGAGCCCGUCUUUGCGGCACAAGUGGCAGAGACUGUGAAUCGGGGCGGACCAGGAGCCUUCAUCGAGGAAGCCGGCUUCCCUAUGCUUCUGGACUGUGCCUCUUUUGAUCCCAAUGCCUUGACCAAGGAGAGGCGGCUGAUCAUGGCUACCUUGGCGACUGGCUUGCUGGGAAGCUUCAUCGAAGGGAGCAGCAGCUACCAGUGAUAAAUUAGAGUAUCCUGCGCACACGUCACCUUGAAUGGUGUAAAUCAGUAUGUUUUCGUGGCUUCGUAGCGAUUCCCCCACUAGGAUCGGCGUUCCGCUUGCCUCACACGCCCUCCAGCCCUUGUCACUAUUCCAAAUGGCUCCUUUUACCUCCUCUUCCUCCUGCUCUCGUCUAACAAGCCGUGUCUUCAUUACCUCUUUUACCUUGGCAUCAAUUUUUCCUUCUUUUGUUUGUAAUAAUCGUCAUUUUCUUCAUUUCUGCGACGUCAAUGAAUCCCCUUUACGCUCUCAG
Molecule: messenger RNA, 9681 nt
Organism: Microstroma glucosiphilum
Lineage: Eukaryota; Fungi; Basidiomycota; Exobasidiomycetes; Microstromatales; Microstromataceae
Exons: 2
Coding region: 474-9389 (2971 amino acids)
Biological process (GO): regulation of GTPase activity
Source: RefSeq, a predicted model, not a curated record